AUGCCUCACACCUCGAAGCGACCUAAGACGGUUAUUGGUUUGAAGCUAGCUAGAUCAAGGAGGACCCAUCUUCGACGAUGUCGCUCAGUGGAGAGCAAUAAGGUGAAAAGAAGGAAGUUAUGGAUGACUGAUGCAGAAGAAUACCAAGACGAAAAAGAAGACGGUGCUUCUUCAAGCAGAGUUUGUCGCAGUGCAGAAAAUGUGGACAUUGUUGACGGCAAGUCGGGGGAAUUCAGUGAGAUGCUUGAGGAAGGCGGUGUUCCAGGUAUUAUUGACCUCGAAAACACACAGGACUCGACUUCCAGUUCAACCGAAGAAACAUCUGGUAAUUAG
This is a messenger RNA of Mesocestoides corti, 333 nucleotides long. Lineage: Eukaryota; Metazoa; Platyhelminthes; Cestoda; Cyclophyllidea; Mesocestoididae. The record is from the annotation of a GenBank genome assembly.